GCGAGCGAGCAUUGCAUAGCGAGGGGAAGAGGUGGUUUGCUUCGUUCAGUAUUUUUGCAUGAACAAAACUACGAAUCACCUCUUCUUGUAAAGAUGUGGACAGAAGUCGGGAAGCUAAUGCUCUUACAUUUGUUACUAAUGGAGCUCCACUCCACCCAAGGGACUCAUACCGAUACGGAUUGUGAAACGGGUCAGUUUCAAUGCAAGAACGGAAGGUGUGUACCUACUCUCUGGAGAUGUGACGAUGACGACGACUGCUCUGAUAACAGCGAUGAAGAAAACUGUCCGAAGAAGACGUGUGCCACCACAGACUUUGCGUGUAAGAAUGGCCAGUGUGUUCCCCAGCGGUGGCGUUGUGACGGCGAGCCGGAGUGUACCGAUGGAUCAGACGAGGCCGAUGCUACAUGCAGUCGACAGACGUGCCCACCUGAGAAGUUUGACUGUGGGGGGUCAGCCAGCAAGUGUGUCUCGUUGUCAUGGAGAUGUGAUGGAGAGAGGGACUGUGAGAACGGAGCGGACGAGGACCAGUGUUCCGCAGACGCCAAGGCCUGCCCCGCCAAGGAGUUCCAGUGCCAUAACAGGAAGUGUGUGGCUCCCAUCUUUGUGUGCGACGGCGAUGACGACUGCGGGGAUGGGAGUGAUGAGGAGAAGUGUUCCAUUUCCACCUGUGGCCCCCACGAGUUCCGCUGUAACGACUCAGAGUGCAUCCCAGCCCUGUGGAGCUGCGAUGGGGACCCAGACUGCGGGGAUAAGUCUGAUGAGUCUAUGGAGCGCUGUAGUCGCCGGACAGAGCCCCAGAAGCCCCGUUGCCCGGCGGGGGAGUUCCAGUGUGGAAGUGGAGAGUGUGUCCACCUCAACUGGAAGUGUGACGGCGACGCAGACUGCAAGGACAAAUCUGACGAGGCUGACUGCGCUCUGCUGACCUGCCGUCCAGAUGAGUUCCAGUGUGGUGAUGGGUCCUGUGUCCAUGGUACCAAGCAGUGCAACAGGGUGCACGACUGUCCUGACUUCAGUGAUGAGGCCGGCUGUAUCAACGCCACUAAGUGUGAUGGCACCAGGAAGUUUAUGUGCAAGAACGGACAGUGUAUCGACAGCAGCAAGGUGUGUGAUGCCGUCAAAGACUGCAAGGACUGGUCAGACGAACCCAUGAAGGAGUGUGGUGUGAAUGAGUGUGCAGACAAAAAUGGAGGCUGCUCUCACAUCUGCAGAAACAGGAGGAUCGGCUAUGAGUGUGACUGUCCCUCUGGAUACCAACUAAUGGACAAGAAGACCUGUGAAGACAUAGAUGAGUGUGAGAAUCCCAACUCAUGCAGCCAGAUCUGCAUCAACUACAAAGGAGACUACAAGUGUGAAUGUUACGAGGGCUAUGAGAUGGACCCCAGCACCAAGACCUGCAAGGCCGUGGGGAAGAGCCCUUACCUGAUGUUCACCAACCGCCAUGAGAUCUGCCGUAUAGACCUGAUAAAGAAAGACUACACCCAGGUGGUGCCCGCUCUGAAGAACGCUGUAGCCCUGGAUGUGGACGUCACCACCAACAAGAUGUACUGGUGUGACCUCUACCACCGCAAGAUCUACAGUGCGUACAUCAACAAGGCCAGUGAUUCGUCGGAGCAGGUGACUCUGAUCGAGACAGCUCUGACCUCUCCAGAGGGGCUGGCUGUUGACUGGGUCCAUAACAACAUCUACUGGACCGACUCCGGAGAUAAGACCAUCUCCGUCGCCACGGGAGAUGGCAAGAAGAGGAGGGUGCUGAUCGCCACCGAGCUGAGCGAACCACGGGCCAUCGCUGUGGACCCCCGACAAGGGUUUAUGUACUGGUCUGACUGGGGGACCCAGGCAAAGAUAGAGAAGGCUGGCAUGAACGGAGUGGACCGCCAGGUACUGGUGUCAGAGAGGAUCGAGUGGCCCAACGGAAUCACUCUGGACCUAUCCAACAGGCGUCUGUACUGGGUGGACUCUAAGCUGCACCUGCUCUCCAGCAUCGACCUGAACGGUGACAACCGUAAAGUGCUGCUCUUUUCCCAGGACCACCUGGGGCACCCCUUUGCUCUCACCGUCUUCGAGGACCGUGUGUACUGGACAGACCUAGAGGAUGAGGCUAUCUACAGCGCUAACAGGCUAACAGGACAUGAUGUGGCUACGCUAGCAGAACACCUAAAUAACCCUCUAGAUGUUGUCGUGUUCCACGAACUACGCCAACCCAAAGCUCCAGACAGCUGUAACAUGGGCAGUCUACCUAACGGGGGCUGUGAGUACCUGUGUCUCAAAGCCCCCCAGAUCACUGACCACUCCCCCAAGUACACCUGUGCCUGCCCGGACGGCAUGGAGCUGGGACCAGGCAUGAGACGAUGUGCCAUAGUCAAACCCAAGACAACCACAGCAGCUCCUACCACAACCACCACUACUACCACUCCAGCUCCUACCACAGCCACCACCCCAGCUCCGACUACAACCACAACUACUUCUCCAACCACUACGACCACAGCUGCUACUACAACCACCUCCACAACUACAGAACUGACCACAACCACACAGUCGACCACAGUUCCUACGACGUCCCCCCCUCCUCCUCCCCCCAGGACCACAGCUUCGUGGAGGACCCCUCCCUCCACCUCCUCCUCCACCAUUACCUGGCCUACGACCUCCACCCCUGGCCCCCGCUCCACUUCCACACCCCCUCUACUGCCCAACAACAUCCAGAGAGAGAACGCUAACCUCUCCCACCGCUCUGGGAAUGAUCACUACCUCCUGGGUAACAACAUAACAGUGGCAGUCCUGGGUAUAGUGAUUCCUAUAGUUCCUAUCCUUGCCACAGUGGUCAUCGGCCUGCUCUGCACCGCCGGCUACCUGCUCUGGCGUAACUGGCGCCGGAAGAACACCAAGAGUAUGAACUUCGACAAUCCUGUCUACCGUAAGACCACAGAGGAUGACGAUGACGAGAUUCACAUCGGCCGUACUGGAGAGUCUAUCGGCCACGUCUACCCCGCUGUGAGUGGCAGCGCCCACCAGCCAUUCCUAGCCCUGCCCCUGGGGGGCGGGAUCACAGACAGCAACUCCCAUUGGUACUCGGGGGCGCCCAUGCAUCCCACCGGCAAAUGAGAUGAGAGGGGGUGGGACUUGGAGAUAAAAGAGAGGGUUGGGGUGUGUGGGGGUGGUAGAGUCUCCAAGACAGGGACAGGCUUAAAUCCUCACAGACACACACACAUACACACACUUAAUUCACAAAAUCAUUCUAAACACUUCCUCGGUCAAACACACACACAUUGAUGUUGAGCCCUUCAUCACCAGUCCACCUCUACAUAAUCUUCACCUUCAUUCACCAUAUAGAAUAUUUGAUCUCUAUCCAUUCCCACAUUUCAUGUUUUGACAAUGUGUGUUACUGUGUUGUGGUGGUGCGUCAAGGAGGCACAGCACUCUGGGUUUUUAGCUUUAUUAUCCUCCCUCUGAAGACUUACUGAAGGGAGCAUCGAACCUGGUCGUUCCCCUUUGGAGUGUAAAUUAGGCAAAAGGGGAACAGUAACCAGAACAGAAACAGCACCUUAGAUGACGGGACAAUCUUUAGUCAUAUUGAUUUAUUCCUGUUUAUUCUUGUUUUUAAUUCUAUAUGCUGGUAAACAUAAACAUGAACAAAAAGAGGUGGGAGGGGUUAGCGCUGGGAUCGGUUGGCAUGGUGACACGCGUCGCUGUCGGGGCGUGGUAGAGACAGCGGGAGAGAGGGGUGGGACUCUGGCAGGGUGACAGGUUAUUACAUAAAAAUAAAAAAAUGUUUAGUCAUUUAGCAGACGCUCUUAUCGAGAGCGACUUACAGUUAGUGAGUGCAUACAUUUUCAUACACACACACACCUGGUAUACUACAGUGCUGUGCUGAGAGGUAAUGCUGAGUACCACCUCCUCUUUAGAGUGGGUAGGGGGGGAGGAAACAAGCUUCCACCUGGGCUUUUCCUCUCCUCUCCUCUCCUCUCCUCUCCUCUCCUCUCCUCUCCUCUCCUCUCCUCUCCACUCCACUCCACUCCACUCCACUCCACUCCACUGUGUAAUGACAAACAUUAUGAGUGUGUAAUGACAGACAGUGUGAGUGUGUAAUGACAGACUAGGCCACUCUCCUCAGUGUACGAGAGCAUCACUCAGGCCACAUUUGUCCACACGGCCUCUCCUCUUCUCUUCUCUCCUCUCCUCUCCUCUCCUCUCCUCU
Molecule: messenger RNA, 4192 nt
Organism: Coregonus clupeaformis (lake whitefish)
Lineage: Eukaryota; Metazoa; Chordata; Actinopteri; Salmoniformes; Salmonidae
Gene: lrp8
Product: low density lipoprotein receptor-related protein 8, apolipoprotein e receptor
Exons: 18
Coding region: 94-3099 (1001 amino acids)
Molecular function (GO): calcium ion binding; protein binding
Source: RefSeq, a predicted model, not a curated record